AUGAACGGACUUGUCAUCCUCUCUGCACUGGCAGCCAGUGCUAGUGCUAGGACUUUCACAGUGACCAAUGCGUGUCCUUACACAAUAUGGCCAGCUGGACUGCAGAUGUUUACCGAUAUGCGAAUCUCCAAAUCUGCGCCAAGUCAACCAACGGGGUGGCAAGCGGAUCCGAAUACCACUGUGUCCUUUACCGUUCCGGACGACUGGAAGGCGGGCCGGAUUUGGGGAAGAAGCAAUUGCAGCUUUUCCGUCAACCCUGGACCUACUUCAUGUGCGACAGGUGGAUGUAACGGAGGGCUGCUCUGUGAUGCAACGACAGGCACCGGUGUCCCUCCAGUAUCAGUUGCUGAAUGGACGUUACAAGGCGACCAGAACCAAGACUUUUAUGACGUAUCAUUGGUCGAUGGGAGUAACAUCCCAAUGCGCAUUGAUAAUACUGUCGGAUGCCCAGUGGCAGAUUGUCUCAUAGACUUGAAUCCCAACUGUCCAGAUCCACUGAAGGGACCACUUGAUUCGAAGGGAGUUCCAUUAGGCUGUAAAAGUGCUUGUUUCGCUAAUCUCGACGGAAACCAAGCGAACUCACCGAACUGCUGUUCCGGUCAAUUUGAUAAACCACAAACCUGUCCUAACUCCGGAGUUGCUUUCUAUUCGUACUUUAAGGGUAAUUGUCCGAAUGCAUAUGCGUACGCUUUCGAUGAGAGUAGUAAGACGGCGCUCUGGACGUGUGAUUCAGGGAAGAAGGCAGAUUAUACCUUGACCUUUUGCCCAUCGAAUACAACGACCGCGAUGCGUUCUACCAACUCUUCUAUUUCGCACGCAACGGCGUCUUCAUCCCCGUCGAAGAGUGUUGGCAAUCCGACGAUUGUCAAUACGAUGAUACAACACGGUACAAGCUCCGUGAUGGUACUAGUUGCGCUCUUUACUGGAGUAGUGUUGCUUCUUGCACCAUGGACUUCCUGA
Fomitiporia mediterranea MF3/22 is the source of this 960-nucleotide messenger RNA. RefSeq names its product Osmotin, thaumatin-like protein. The transcript has 10 exons. NCBI's taxonomy places the organism in Eukaryota, Fungi, Basidiomycota, Agaricomycetes, Hymenochaetales, Hymenochaetaceae. Gene Ontology annotation, biological process: defense response. The record is from RefSeq and is a predicted model, not a curated record. Bases 1 to 960 code for a protein of 319 amino acids. Gene Ontology annotation, cellular component: extracellular region.